AUGGCUCCCCCCAAGCAACAACAGCCGCCUUUCCAGAAGGACGAGCGUGUGCUUUGCUUCCAUAUGGAGAUGCUGUAUGAAGCCAAGAUUCUCGACACCAUGCCGGCGGAGAGCGGCGAGGGAUGGCAGUACAAGAUCCAUUACAAGGGCUGGAAGAGCUCCUGGGACGACUGGGUGCCACAGGAUCGCGUGCGCAAGUUUACCGACGAGAACAAGGACCUGGCGGCCCAACUACUGGCCCAGUUCAAAAUGCUUCAGUCCGGGAAAUCGGCCAAGCAGUCCGCGAAGAAGGUCACCACGUCCAGGGCGGCUAACGGGUCCGAGUUGGGUUCUACCCGAGGCAGCGAGGAGCGCACUGCGGGCGCGACAGCUACGACGACCGGCAGAGGUCCGCGGAGGACGAGGGACUAUGAGAUGGAGCAAGAGGAUAACUUCCAUAACCGGCCGUCCAUCAAGGUCCCCGUCCCCGACCAUCUUAAGGCGAUGCUCGUCGACGAUUGGGAGAACGUCACCAAGAACCAGCAGCUCGUCCCACUCCCACAUGCCCACUCCGUCAACGAAAUCCUUGACGACUACCUCUCCCACGAGAGGCCGCACCGCGAGCAGGGCAGUGCUUCGCUCGACAUCCUGGAGGAGACCAUUUCCGGCCUGCGCGAGUAUUUCGACAAGGCGCUCGGCCGCAUCCUGCUGUACCGUUUCGAGCGCAUGCAAUACCACGACAUGCACAAGCUCUGGGGCCAACCCGAUGGCCAGCACAAAAGUGCUGUCGAUACCUACGGCGCAGAGCACUUGUCGCGUCUUCUCGUCUCGCUCCCGGAGCUCAUUGCCCAGACCAACAUGGACCAACAGUCGGUCAACCGUCUCCGUGAAGAAAUCAUGAAGUUCACCAACUGGUUCGCGAGGCACGUCACCCGGUACUUUGUCAGCGAGUACGAGAACCCGGGGCCGGCCUACCUCGACCUGGCCCGCACCAACUGA
Dichotomopilus funicola is the source of this 978-nucleotide messenger RNA. RefSeq names its product MRG-domain-containing protein. Lineage: Eukaryota; Fungi; Ascomycota; Sordariomycetes; Sordariales; Chaetomiaceae. Gene Ontology annotation, cellular component: Rpd3S complex; NuA4 histone acetyltransferase complex; nucleus. The coding region runs from base 1 to 978 and encodes 325 amino acids. The record is from RefSeq and is a predicted model, not a curated record. Gene Ontology annotation, biological process: regulation of DNA-templated transcription; chromatin organization. The transcript has 4 exons.